Molecule: messenger RNA, 1380 nt
Organism: Caenorhabditis sp. 36 PRJEB53466
Lineage: Eukaryota; Metazoa; Nematoda; Chromadorea; Rhabditida; Rhabditidae
Source: the annotation of a GenBank genome assembly
AUGAGCAAAACGCCGAGUCAAAAGCCCUACAGUACGUUUUUCUUUUGUAAAUGACGCUACAACGUAAUAGACCUCGCACGGAAGAGAACUGCACGAAAUAGAGCUCAAUUUUUAACGUUUUUCGCGAUUAAAACCGUGUCUAUAGAGUUCUAUUUCGUAACAGUUCUACUCCGUUGUAGGGUAUUGUAAAUUACUCGGAAAAUCGGAAUUUGAAACUCAAAAUUUGCAGUUAGCAUCUGUCGCUCGAUCACCAACUUCGAGGGAUAUUCGGACGACGAGUCGCUCGACGCCGUUCCGAUCUUUGACACGCCCCUGAAUCGGUCCAAUCAGCCGUCUCCUUGCGCAUCUCCGCCCAAAGAUCCAGUUCCGAUGCAGGUUGCUCCGCGCCCGUAUCCGCUUCUUUCGUUCGCUCAGCUCGCGCCGCCGCCGCUGCCGACUCGAGUCGAACCGGCGGCCAAGUUUCCGCUGAAAGUGGCGGAAGAGCCGCGAGUCCAGAAAUCGCUGAUUCGCCGUUGUCCGACUCCCAAACACUUUCCGAUCACCACGUCGUCUGCUGGCCUGGCCCCGGCUCCGCCUCCGCAACGCCGUACUCCGGAGCCGUACAUCCACAAGCCGUUGCAGCCCAUAGAGCCAGCGAAGCUCACCCCGGAAGAGCAGCUGAAGAACGAAUUGCACAAAAAAUUGACUGCGGCGUGCAGUGGAUGCCUGACUGUCGUGCCGCACAAUCAGUUGUUCGUGUGCUCGGAUCUCGCGUGUCCGUAUUCUCUCCAGCAGAGAGUCCCCAUGAAGACGCCCGCCCAGUUCUUCCAGGUGGAAAAGGUGUUCUGUGGAAUGUGCUCUUUCCGUGCGUGCCACUCGCCACAUGCUCAGUACAUGAUCGAAGCCGAGCCACUCGCUGUGAGCAAACGAAUAAUUUCAUUCUUCCAUUCUUCAUCUGUUCCGCUUUCAGCUGAAGAUUUCGGCCGGAGAAGCUGGUGCGCAGAUCAAGAAAGACUUCCUCAAAAUCACCGAAUUGGACAGCCAGCAUCCGAUCGAUUUCAUGAUGCAUUUGGAGAUGGAGAAGCCAUUCAAAGAGCUGCCGGUCGUCGAUUAUCUGGCGAAUUCUUCGAACGCGCUCGAAUGGCACAAGCGCUUGGACAAAAUGAACGGGUUGAUCAAGGAGAUCAACGAGUACAGAGAGGAGGGGUACAAGGUGGCUCGCGACUUGGCCGGAAAGGCGGUGGUAAAUGAAAGUAAUCAUGGAAAUUGUUCUACUUUUCUUUUCAGAAUGUGUUCAGAAACGCUGAGAGCGCGAUUAUGUACGACAUCACCGAGAAGAAGCCGAAGGAUGCGUAUACCAAGGAGACACGCCUUCACGGGAAGUUUUCUACGCAGUUCUGA